Molecule: messenger RNA, 1051 nt
Organism: Platichthys flesus (European flounder)
Lineage: Eukaryota; Metazoa; Chordata; Actinopteri; Pleuronectiformes; Pleuronectidae
Product: interferon regulatory factor 1-like
Exons: 7
Coding region: 36-827 (263 amino acids)
Biological process (GO): immune system process; regulation of transcription by RNA polymerase II
Cellular component (GO): nucleus
Molecular function (GO): RNA polymerase II cis-regulatory region sequence-specific DNA binding; DNA-binding transcription factor activity, RNA polymerase II-specific
Source: RefSeq, a predicted model, not a curated record
AUCUUCUCCUGCACCCCUGACGCUUGGACCGCAGCAUGCAGCAACCAGGCCGGCUGAGGCUGAGGCCGUGGCUGGAGGAGCAGAUUCAUUCUGGGAGGUAUCCAGGGGUCAGCUGGCUGGACCAGUCAGCACAAAUCUUCCAAGUCCCAUGGACACAUGCUGCUCGCCAUGGCUGGAGUAUUGACCGAGAUGCUACUCUCUUCAGGAGUUGGGCCAUGCACACUGGACGCUACCAUCCAGGCGAAGACAAGCCAGAUCCCAAGACGUGGAAGGCAAAUUUCCGCUGUGCGUUGAACUCUCUUCCGGACAUCUGUGAGCUGCGGGAGCACAGCAGGAAGAGAGGCAGCAACGCCUACAGAGUCUACAGGAUGCUGCCCAGUACCCAGGCCCACCGGCGCAGGAGAGGGCUGCGGUCCAGCAGGCACAGAGAGAGGCAGGCCAGUUCAGGUGAUGGUACCAACACCGUGCACAGUCGGCAACCCACAACAAUAAGACUCAACUCAGACCUAACACAGAGGGUUGAGGCCCCUGCAGAGGACGUAUCCAGCAGCUCUCAAGCUCACGGGAUGUGGGAGGCCGAACCAGAGGAGCAGGAACAGACUGAGGCUGUGUUUAAGCUGAUGGACCAUUUGAGCAACGCCGACCUCUGGAACCAAAGUGGGGAACAGAGAAAAUGGAGAACACACACACUGUGGGACCACUGGCACUGUGCUGGUGAUGAUAACUCGUACUCUCUGCACCAGGAGAACCACUCUGAUCUGUUUGGUCCGAAUUACCUGAAGGAGCUCUCUGAUUGGUCCACAAAUCAGCAAAACCUGAUGCUGUAGCUGUGGACCAGUGCUUCUCCUGUUGAACAUAUAAUAUACAUACUAUAUGUUGUUUCUAACCUUCAGCUGUUUCCUCCUCCUGUCCAUCUGCUGUUGUGCAUAUGAUACCUCAAGCAUGACACCAUUAAAUAGAGUGCCUUUGGGCCGUCAAUAAAUUUGGUUAUCAGAAAAACUAUGAAGACAAAGGACCCCCUGGAAUGUUUACACCAUGUGGUUGUGGUCAC